AUGCUUGUUACCAGGCACACCGCUACGGAGCAGAGUUCUUGGUCCAUAAGCAAGUUCGAAACCGCCUUUCGCAAGUCUGCGGAGAAAUUACGCAUGUCGAACAACUUCGACACGGUGACGCAGUCGGACUGGCAGGGCCAGUACUCGUUUCUUCCACCAGGCGACAACACCAUCUUUUCGCAGCCAUACGAACAUGUGACAGGCUCGACCGAGAACGCAGAGUCGCAAGCGCAGCCACGGACGGUGGUUUCGCCGAGCGAGGGGCCUAAGCCGGAGGGCUCGCCCUUGGAUCAUCGCCUCGACCCUCUCGGUCUGCGCCAGCCAAAGCAACCGUCGCCGAUCCCAGAGCAACCAGAAAACCAAGGAGACCAGUAUCCACCCAAGGCGCCCGAGUUGGCACACGAAGAGUCAUCGACCUCGACAGAGACCCGGGGCAUGUCCUUGGGAUCGAACCCCCUGAGCUCGGUAUCCUCGGCGGGACAAGGUUCCGAGACCGCGCCGAGCCACUCGGGAAACGAGGGGCAGGCCGUCAUCAAAGAGGAGGAUGAAGAGGUGGUGGAGGACGAGGACAUGAUUGAAGGCGAGGUAGAUGGAGACGCACAAGCCCAGCCGCAGACGGCCGCAGAGAGGACCGCGCAGCGCCGGAAGAUGAAGCGCUUCAGGUUCCUAAUGAGCGAAUUCGCAAAGCAGCCGCAUCCCGAUGCCGCUCACCGCGAACGGCUCUCGCGAGAAAUCCCCGGGUUGAGCCCACGGCAAGUGCAGGUGUGGUUCCAGAACCGCCGUGCCAAAAUCAAGCGUUUGACCGCCGACGAUCGUGAGCGGAUGAUGAAGAUGAGGGCAGUCCCGGAAGAUUUCGACAGCCUGAGCGCACUCCACUCCCCAUAUGGCGCUGUCCAUGGCCUAGGAACACCCAUUACCUCGCCAGUUGAUCUCGGCGGUUCUUCGUACGCGGACCAUAUGAUGCGGCCACUCAUGGUGGAUGUAAGGCGGCAUGAGGGUGACGAGCAUCUAUCGCCGACCGGCCUCAGCCCGGCGUUUGGCAGCAUAGGUUUCAACCCGUCUGCUGGACUCAGCACCCCGGACAUUCUCUCACCUAUUUCACCCACCUCCACCGACCGAUACGGACCCCAGUACCGGCAUCAAACCCCUCAACUCGGCGGCGUCUGGUCCCAGCUACACGAGGAGCUUCCCCCUCCGCACAGCUCGCAGCCCCCGUCGAUUUCUCCCCUGCCCCGGUCAUCCGGCUACCGGACCUCGACCAGCGACUACUCGAUACCGCAAAUGAGCGCACCGAUCGCGCCACCCAACGAUUUCUCGCAGGCCUUCCAGGCCAGCAUGUCGAGCUCGAGCUCGCGCACGCCCGAAUGCGGGAUUCCUUCAGGGGGCGGGGCCGCUCGGGGCUGGGAGGGCAAGGGCCAGGGCUCCGGGGACCGGCGGCGACGAGUACUCGGACCCCGCUGGGCAUGA
Molecule: messenger RNA, 1467 nt
Organism: Chaetomium globosum CBS 148.51
Lineage: Eukaryota; Fungi; Ascomycota; Sordariomycetes; Sordariales; Chaetomiaceae
Exons: 4
Coding region: 1-1467 (488 amino acids)
Biological process (GO): regulation of transcription by RNA polymerase II
Molecular function (GO): DNA-binding transcription factor activity, RNA polymerase II-specific; RNA polymerase II transcription regulatory region sequence-specific DNA binding
Source: RefSeq, a predicted model, not a curated record